This is a messenger RNA of Mugil cephalus (flathead mullet), 4876 nucleotides long. RefSeq names its product SAC1 like phosphatidylinositide phosphatase a (gene sacm1la). Gene Ontology annotation, biological process: phosphatidylinositol dephosphorylation. The record is from RefSeq and is a predicted model, not a curated record. NCBI's taxonomy places the organism in Eukaryota, Metazoa, Chordata, Actinopteri, Mugiliformes, Mugilidae. Gene Ontology annotation, molecular function: phosphatidylinositol-4-phosphate phosphatase activity. Gene Ontology annotation, cellular component: endoplasmic reticulum. Bases 145 to 1905 code for a protein of 586 amino acids. The transcript is spliced from 20 exons.
AGGUUACAUUAGGCCGGAGCGGAAAGCUGCAUUUUCAGCAAUUGCCUAUCUACGCAUCUACGGCUUUUUCAUUACGUAUCUGGCAACGCGCAGAGCUCCUCGUCUCCCUGCUGUCGUCACUGAGGUCAGGUAGACGGAGCGAAGAUGGCGACCGUCUAUGAGCGAUACAAUUUGCACACAACCCCAGAGAAGUUCUUCAUUGAGGCUUGUGAUGAAGGGGCCGAUGCUGUGCUGGCAAUUGACAGGGUCUCCAAUGAGAUGACCCUCACAGGUAAAAAGGAUGUUCCUCCCUCAGCCGUCACAAGACCCAUCUGUGGCAUCAUGGGAACUAUUCGUCUGGUAGCAGGGAUGUACCUGAUUGUCAUCACCAGGAAGAGGAAUGUAGGCAGCCUCUUGGGUCAUGCUGUGUGGAAGGCUGUGGAUUUUGAUGUGAUCUCUUAUAAGAAGACAGUGCUGCAUCUCUCAGAGAUCCAGUCUCAGGAGAAUAAGACCUUCCUGUCUAUGCUUAACAAUGUGCUGACUACAGAUGGCUUCUACUUCUGCACUGAUUUUGACCUGACACACACACUGCAACGCCUGGCUAACACCAGCCCUGACUUCCAGGAGAUGAGUCUGCUGGAGAGGGCAGACCAGAGGUUUGUGUGGAAUGGGAACCUCCUAAGAGAACUGGCUGGGCAGCCAGAGCUUCACAAGUUUGCACUUCCUGUUGUUCAUGGAUUCAUUGUCAUGAAGCCAUGUCGUAUCAAUGGGAAGAUCUUUGAGUGGAUCCUGAUAUCCCGGAGAAGCUGCUUCCGCGCUGGCGUCAGAUACUAUGUCAGAGGCAUUGACUCUGAAGGUCAUGCUGCUAACUUUGUGGAGACUGAGCAGAUAGUUUUGUAUGAGGGAGCAAAGGCUUCUUUUGUACAGACGCGUGGCUCAAUGCCUUUCUACUGGAGUCAGAGGCCAAACCUCAGAUACAAACCUAAACCCAUAAUCAGCAAAACCAUGAGCCAUAUGGAUGGUUUCCAGAGGCAUUUUGAUUCUCAGCUCCUCAUCUAUGGGAAGCAAACUGUUCUGAACCUGGUGAAUCAGAAGGGCUCAGAGAAGCCACUAGAGGAGGCAUUUGCCAAGAUGGUGUCUAGCAUGAACAAUGGUAUGCUCAGUUACAUAGCAUUUGACUUCCACAAAGAGUGCAGCCACAUGAGAUGGGACCGUCUUCAGAUCUUGGUCGAUGCUGUGGCGGAGACACAGGAAGAAUAUGGUUACUUCAUGGUGAACACGGAGGGAAAGACACUGGCACAACAAAGAGGAGUGUUCCGCAGUAACUGCAUGGACUGCCUGGACAGGACCAAUGUCAUCCAGAGCUUGCUGGCCAGACGCUCACUUCAGUCUCAGCUUCAGAGGAUGGGGGUCCUGAAUGUGGGUCAGCGAAUUGAAGAACAGGCGGAGUUUGAGAAGAUCUACAAAAACUCAUGGGCUGACAAUGCCAAUGCAUGUGCUGUGCAGUAUGCAGGAACUGGAGCCUUAAAAACAGACUUCACAAGGACAGGGAAGAGAACUCGGUUGGGGCUGCUGAUGGAUGGUUGGAACUCCAUGAUCCGCUACUACAAAAACAACUUUUCUGAUGGAUAUAGACAGGAUUCCAUUGACCUGUUCUUGGGUAACUUUGCUGUUGAUGAGUCGGAUGGACCUACUCCUCUUCGUGUGCAGAAGGACUGGAAGUUCCUAACGCUGCCCAUCAUUAUGCUGGUGGCAUUUUCCAUGUGCAUCGUCUGUCUUCUCAUGGCUGGUGACACAUGGACAGAGACCCUGGCCUACGUGAUGUUCUGGGGGGCGGCCAGUGCUAUCACAGCCACCAUCAUCCUGUUUAAUGGCCAAGACUUUGUGGAUGCCCCCAAGCUGGUUCACAAGGAGAAGAUGGAUUGAGUGUGUGUGUCUGUGUUCAUGUGAGGAGCAGCUGGAUCCAGCAAACUCAUAUACCUCAUCAUCUUCACCAUAUCCUUCUGCAGAUCUGGACUCUAGACUGAUCUGCUAUUUCCAUUCUGAUCUUUAGUAUUCUCACACAAAACUGUUUCUGUUAUCUGUCUUCAAAAGUGUCACUUUCUUCAGUUGUACUGCACUCUCUUUUUCAUGGUUUACAUUUAGGUACCUAAUUUCUUCAUACUCUGUCUUUAGGUUGGUUUUAUUUGUUGGUUGGUAUUGUCUCUGUUACCUUGACAAAAAUAGAAUUUCUAUUCAAUUAUACAACGGCUCAUUUCCCCUUUGGUUUGGCCUUUUUGUAGUGUGCUUCAUUACAUACCUUUUGCAUUGUAAAUAGUUAUAUCCAAAGGUAUGGCACUUACACAUGCACAUAUAUGAAAUAUAUAUGUUGUAUGUCAAUGGAGCACUCUACACAGUAUGCACACAGUGAGUUUUGAAUGUAAUCAGCCUUACAAAUCUGUAUAGGUAGGAAUUAUGUCGCUAAUCUGUAUUAUCUGAAUAAUAUGUCUUCCUAUUAAGCCUAUUAAUUUGGGAGAUUAUCUAGGAUGGUUAUGUCUUAUUUAUGGCUUUCCAUCUUAAUUUGCACUUUUGAGAACCUUAAAAUGUGCUUCCUACAUUCAUCUGUUAAUCAUUUAUCUGUUUGUACUGAACGUUAGUAAGGGUCCAGCUCUCUACAUAUCAUCUGCUUCUUUAGUUUGUUCCGAAUUCCCACUGACCAAUCCAAUCAGAGCUUUGAAGGAUUGAGUAUAAGGAUUUCGUCUUCCACUAUGGCUACUGAGCUUUUUAGCUGCAGUAAAUCCAUGAAGAAUGAUCUAAGUGGAUAUGUGGAUGAAAUCAACAAAGCUAUUAUCAUAAAUCAUGAGAAACACUAACAUGAUUUUUAUGUUUAAAUAAACACGCUGCCUGGAAGGUUUUGCUGCACGAUAUCUUGUUUGAGCUCACAUCUUAUCUUUUUGGUAUUUAAACUUUAUUUGUUUUUAAAUCAAUAGGAAAUGAUAUAUUCAUCUGAUAUAUCAUUUUCAGUCAUUUACUUGGAGCAGUGAACAUAACAUUUUUAGAGAAAUUGGAAAUAUACCAUUUCAUCCUUUUCAUCCUUUUUUUGCAGUUUUGUGGCAAUUCUUUUCUGCUGGUAAGUGUAUGUAUAUAGGAAGAUAAUUCCCUCAGUGUUAAUUCUGCCUACAGAGCUCUGUUAGUUGAUAACUGAUCUACCAAUAUAAAAACAAAAUUCCACAAAUUGUAGUGUUCAUGUUUCUUAAGAAUACUAGAUAAUUAAAUUGUCACCUUAAAAGACUUAACAGUCAUGAUAAUGACUUAACUAUAUGUUAAUUAACCUAAAUGAAUGCAGUGCGGUUGGUUAUUAAAAACAUAUACGUAUACCAAUCAGGCGUAACAUUAUGACCACCUUCGUAAUAUUGUGUAGGUCUCCCUUGUGCCUCCAAAAAAGUUGUGACUCAUCAGAGAAUGGAUAUUGGCCUUCUAGGGGUGUCCUGUGGGGUCUGGUAACAGAAUGUUUUUAGUGGGGUCUUCAGGUCCUAUGGGUUCAGGGGACAGGUCCUCUGUGGAUCAUCCCACAGCCCUGGUCAACACUUUGUGCUGUUCUUCCUGUUUUUUUUUUUUUUUUGUUUUUGUUUUUUUUGAGUUGGCCGCAUCCUGAAUCCCAACAGAACAUUGAAAUGUCACAUGAUGGUCAAUGUCAUUUAGAUCUUUGUGAGUGUUUUUAAUGUUGUGACUGAUCAGUGUAUAUCCGUUAUGUCAGUUUCUUACUUUCUUUCAGUGUGAUCCUUAUGUAGGUUUUAUGAAGAGUUGGAACAAUCUGUCAGUCAUUGAUGAAUAAGAUAAAUUUAGCAACAGGAAAAGAGUGGAAAAGUGUAUAUUAACAUGUAGCAACAAAGUAGCAUCUAAAAAUUAUUACCAACCAUUGAGGAACUCUGUUUCUUCUGCGAACAAGAUACUUAAUGUAUGAUAAAGAUUUUUUUUGUCAUCGAGAUAACUCUUUCAUAAGAACAUUUUGAGUGAACAAGAUUAAAAACUGUAAAAACAACAUAAUAUCUUUCUUUGACGAGGUAAGGCACGAGGGUUUAUCUUGUGCACACAAAGUGUUGAAUUCCCUGUAGUAGCAGUAAACUACUUUCACCAACUUAGAAUUUGUGUAGAAGGGAACUGUGACCCAUGUUCAAAUUCCCACAAUGCUUGUAUAUUUUAGAAAAGAUGAUAUUAACAUAUUAAGAGUAGACUAUUAUUUGAGGAUGGAAGGGAUUAUUUUAUCAAGACAACAGUCAGGCAGGACCAUCACCAUCAUGUCAAGUAUGUUGACCUUAUAUCCUUUCAUUAUAUUAAGAAAACCAUUCCACUUUUAUUGAUGAUACUUUUAGUUGAUUUUCAAUGUAAUUAGUUUAUUUCUUCUACAGUUUUAAAAUAUGAUUUGCACACAAACAAAAACAAUUAUUUCCAAUAAUGGCACCGUGGACAUAUUGCUGACAUAAGCGGCUGUUUAACUGAGGUAUAUUAGUUUAUGUGUGGGCUAUAAGAUGACAUGCAAACAUUACUGUAUUAUACACAUUGUAUGAAAUUAAAACCUUACGUCCAUUUUCCUUUAAAGAGAACUGUAUCACACAAAUGCAUCUCUUGCUUUCCAGAUGAAGAAUUUGUGUUUCAGAAUAUCUCACAACCCUGUGCAGUACAGCUGAUGUCAGUGUUUUUAUGCCUGUAGGUUGGUAAUUCUUGUGACAUAUUAGGAACACUGGGAGUGUAUUGCUUUAAAAAAAAAUGGACAAAAACUUUCUGAUUUAUUUGAUACCAGUCAUUUAGUUUGUUGUGGAACAUGUAAAUGAUCUUGUGUUUCUCCUCUUCAGUCUGUGGAGGUGCUCUCCUUCCAGAUCCAGGCUUCAUCAUUGUCAAUAAACACAGCAUACACAAA